Debaryomyces tyrocola is the source of this 387-nucleotide messenger RNA. NCBI's taxonomy places the organism in Eukaryota, Fungi, Ascomycota, Pichiomycetes, Serinales, Debaryomycetaceae. The record is from the annotation of a GenBank genome assembly.
AUGCAAGAUUUACCACCUAUUGGAGGCUACGAACCUGUUCAAUGGAAAAGAAAUCUUCCAUCUAGAGGGUUUAGACCUGCUAUUUAUUUCUGGGGAUUUACUGGAUUAAUGGCAUUUGGAUUUUAUAAAUAUUACAAGGGUGUUGAUGAACAACGUGAAUUAGCAAGAGAAAGACAGUGGGCGCGUUUCCACUUAGAACCAUUAUUAUUGGCCGAAGAAGAUAGAAAUGUUGCUAGAAGAUAUUAUUCUGAAAAGGCAAGACAAGAACUUGUUAGAGAAACCAUGUCCCCAGAAAAGAAGGCCAAAUUUGAUGAAGAGUUAUACCAUGAUAAGUCCAAAUUCCGUUUCCCAAGAUUUACUGCUGGUGUUCAUCCUUCAGAACGUUAG